This is a messenger RNA of Myodes glareolus (Bank vole), 765 nucleotides long. Its product is annotated as olfactory receptor 5B2-like. Lineage: Eukaryota; Metazoa; Chordata; Mammalia; Rodentia; Cricetidae. Gene Ontology annotation, molecular function: G protein-coupled receptor activity; olfactory receptor activity. Gene Ontology annotation, biological process: G protein-coupled receptor signaling pathway. Gene Ontology annotation, cellular component: membrane. The record is from RefSeq and is a predicted model, not a curated record.
AUGUCAUACUUGGAGAAUGGCACAAAAGUGGCUAAGUUUACCCUUUUGGGAUUGACUGACAACCCGGAUUUGGAAGUCCCCCUGUUCAUGAUGUUCACCCUCAUCUAUCUCGUCACAUUAAUCGGGAACUUGGGCAUGAUUGUGUUGAUCUGGCUGGACUCCCGUCUCCACACUCCCAUGUACCUUUUCCUCAGUAACCUCUCUCUGGCAGACUGUGUUUACUCCUCAGCUGUGACUCCAAAGUUGAUGGCUGGGCUUCUCACAGGGGAUAAAGUUAUUUCCUAUGGGAGAUGUGUUGUUCAAAUGUUCUUCUUUGUGUCUUUUGCAAGUGUAGACUGUUUUUUACUUGCUGUCAUGGCUUUUGACAGGCAUGCUGCAGUUUGCAAGCCCUUACAUUAUGCCACUACCAUGACUACUAGUGUGUGUACUCACAUGGUGAUUGGCUGCUAUGCCUGGGGCUUGAUUGAGUCUGCUGUACAUACUGGAUUCACCUUCUCCCUCUCCUUCUGCCGUUCUAAAUUGGUCCAUCAUUUUUUCUGUGAUAUCCCUCCAAUCCUAGCUCUUUCAUGUUCUGAUAUAUCUGUGAAUGAGAUCAUCCUUUUUAUCUUAGCAUCAUUCAAUGUCUGUUUUGCUCUGAUAGUUAUCUUGACCUUUUAUGUUUUCAUAUUCAUUGCUAUCCUAAGGAUGCGUUCAGCUGGUAUAGACUCAGCAGAGAUUAUGGUGCCUUCCAUUACUGAAGAAAUAAGAUUUAUGGAAAGACAGUGA